Messenger RNA from Leptosia nina, 915 nucleotides. The record is from the annotation of a GenBank genome assembly. NCBI's taxonomy places the organism in Eukaryota, Metazoa, Arthropoda, Insecta, Lepidoptera, Pieridae.
AUGGAGGUAUCUACCGCUAAAGUGAUAUCUAUGCUGACUUUGGGCUUUGGCAGCUUUAUGGCUGGCAUGGCACCAGCGUGCAUUUCAGAAAGAGCAAGACAGAGGCAUCCGCUGCUGAUCUCGUGUCUUCUGUGCUUCGGAGGAGGGGUUCUAUUAUCCACAUCUCUAGUUCACAUCCUGCCAGAGGCAAGAGAGAAACUGCCCAACUACUCAGAACUUCUCCUGUGUGCUGGCUUCUUCAUUGUGUAUCUGGUAGAUGAAGUUGUUCACUUUUUUUAUGGCGCACACAGUAAAGGCCACGAGGCACCGAAAAGGACAUAUACAACAGAAGAGUCUAGACUUUUACGAGCUGAUGUAAGGGACGGAGAGAUGAGGGAGCAUUGUUGUGGUGACGCUGGUAAUCCCAGAAUGUGUCAUGUUAGUCAUACGGAACCGUGUAAUAAGAGUUCUUCGGGAAUUAUUGGUUUGCUCUGCGCGUUGUUAGUGCAUAGCUUUUUAGAAGGAUUGGCUAUUGGGCUUCAGGACUCAACAUCACAGGUGCUCCUCUUACUAGCAGCUGUAGCCUGCCACAAAUUUGUGGUGGGUUUUUGCUUAGGCGCUGAAUUGUGCGAGAGCGGAAACCGUCUCUGCGCUCACAUUGUAUCCGUUACGUUGUUUAGUGGCGGAUCUGUAGCCGGCAUUGGUUUGGGAGCCGGCCUUGACUCUAUAAGCAAGUUGAAGAAUUCAAUUGCUGUUCCUAUAAUGCAGGCCCUAGCCGCUGGUACUUUAUUGUACGUGACCGUAAGUGAAGUACUGCCAAGAGAAAGAGCUCGUUGGCAUGAAAAGAAGCGAUCGGCAGGAAUCGCUCAAUUUUUAUCUGUGGGCAUCGGCUUUGCUGUUAUGUAUCUGUCUACUAUGUACCUAGACCAUGACUGA